AUGCAAUCGGAAUCGAAGUCGCGUAAGCGUGCGCCGCCAGGAGACGAUUGGCUGCCUUCAGGCUGGACAGUGGAGGAAAAGGUUCGAACCUCCGGAGCUACAGCUGGUACCGUCGAUAAGUAUUAUCAUGAACCAGGCACAGGGCAAAGGUUUCGGUCCAGGACUGAGGUACUGUACUACUUGGAACAUGGAACCACUAAGAAAGGCACCAAGAACUCAGACCAUUCUCAAGGCCAAGGAAGCAGCAAGAAAGCCAGCAGGAAAGCUAAAGAGCAGCCUCCACCACCGCCGCCUCCACCAGCGCCGUUGAACUUUGAUUUCGAGAAUCCACCAGAGAAGGUUACCUGGUCUGUGGCGGACGCAGGAGAAGAAGCUUGGACGCCUUUUCUUGGGGAUGUGAAGGUUCAAGAUUCGGUGAGACAAGAUUGGUGUGCUGCGUUUACCGCUGUCACGACCCAAAACCCAAGUAAACUGUCUUGGUGA
Microthlaspi erraticum is the source of this 483-nucleotide messenger RNA. The record is from the annotation of a GenBank genome assembly. NCBI's taxonomy places the organism in Eukaryota, Viridiplantae, Streptophyta, Magnoliopsida, Brassicales, Brassicaceae.